AUGGUCGGAAGAUGGCGAAAGAAGGCUGCUGAAAGCCGUCGUACUUCUGUGCCAGUCGAUGUUCCGUCUGGACACGUGGCGAUCUAUGUGGGAAGCGGGCGUAGGAGAUUUGUUGUGCGCGCGGAGUACCUGAAUCAUCCCCUUUUUGUGAAACUGUUGGAUCAGGCAAAAGAAGAAUACGGGUUCUCUCAUCAUGGCCCGUUGGCAUUACCAUGUGAUGAACCCGUUUUUGAAGAAACGUUACGGUUCGUUUCUUUACCCGAAUCUUGGAACCCGGUUCAAUUCGUUAUCCUUGAUACUCCUCAAGAUACUGCCAUGUCAUCUAUUAGCUAG
Molecule: messenger RNA, 333 nt
Organism: Impatiens glandulifera
Lineage: Eukaryota; Viridiplantae; Streptophyta; Magnoliopsida; Ericales; Balsaminaceae
Product: indole-3-acetic acid-induced protein ARG7-like
Exons: 1
Coding region: 1-333 (110 amino acids)
Biological process (GO): response to auxin
Source: RefSeq, a predicted model, not a curated record